Molecule: messenger RNA, 3153 nt
Organism: Phialemonium atrogriseum
Lineage: Eukaryota; Fungi; Ascomycota; Sordariomycetes; Cephalothecales; Cephalothecaceae
Exons: 1
Coding region: 126-2717 (863 amino acids)
Biological process (GO): cell population proliferation; mitotic spindle organization
Cellular component (GO): cytoplasm
Source: RefSeq, a predicted model, not a curated record
CUUUCGGGAAUCAAAGUUCACUCAAGAUAAGAUUUUAUCUCGCUGGACUCAAACUCCAAACCACCUUCAUUUUGCAGUUACGAUCCUCUGGAGGCAGAGUUGUAAUAGUUUUGCUGAUUCACACAAUGGCCACCCCACUGUCUCCUGCUCCGAGUACCGCGCUCAAUUUUUCCACACCGCCAACCAGCCAUCGGAACGACAAGUACGAGGUGUGCACCUAUACCACGCACUCCACCAUCGAAGACCCCGAAAGUGAAGAAGGCGAUAGCUCUCCAUUCAUGUCGCAGGUCAAGGAUGAUCAAGAGAACCCCUCUGUUGCCAGAGCGCGACCGGGUUCCCGUAUCCUCUCUGGCACCGAGUUGUCGCCCCUGAAGAUCCUCCAGGACAGGCAACAACAGCAGCAGCACCAGCAGCAGCAGCAGCAGCAAGAUCAACAGCAGCAGCAGCAACAACAACAGACAUCUCCAGCCGGAAACAAUAUACGCACAUCCUCUAUAAUCAUGCCACCUCCUUCCACGCCAAGGAGUCCCCGAAAGUUAUUUUCCCCCGAUAGGCGGUUUCCCAUCAAGGUCAACGCCGCCUACACCCCAGCUUCAUUCUCAGCCUCCGCCUCUACCUCAGUCUCCGAAGCCACACCCCGUGCCUCCGAAGCCACACCCCAUGCCUCCGAAGCAACAGCCCGUGCCUCCGAAGCAACACCUCGUGCCUCCGAAGCAACACCUCGUGCCAGCCGCCCAAGCCAUGAGAGGCAGAUGAGCCUUGAGGACGUCAUGCGGGAGAAUGAGGGCCUCAAGCACGCGAUUGGCAUCUUCGAGGACGAGGCCAGUGUCCUGGAGAGCGGCGGCGGCGACCCUAUCGCCGACGCAGAAGACAAUACGAUUGGCAUCGAUGCACAUGAUGAGCGGCCAUACGAUGACGAGAGGGCGUAUGACGACGAGCAAGCAGGCGCGGACGAUACCAUGAUGAGCACCUUCAGCACGUUUUCUGCCGUGCCUAACCUGACCAUGCUGGCACAUAUGCGAUCCAACAGCCCUACCAAGCUUUCCAACUUUGGAGGGACGACGCCACGGGCAAAGGCAGGCCCGACACCCUCUCGAACACCACAAGCUGGUCCGCUUCCCAAUCGGUCGGCGCAGUACGACUAUUCCGGAAACACGACGAGCCUGAUGGACUUCACCGAGCAGUUCAGAACCGGUACCUACCAACCCCAACCCCAAUCACCCUCCCGGAGAGGCAACGCCGCCUCACAUUCCAACGUCGCGGCCACCCCCCAGCGGAGCAGCAUGGUCAACCUCCUCGACUUCGACAUACCGCCGCUGCCCACCCCGCGCAGCAUUCCCACCAUCACGCCGCGCGAGCUCGAGUCGCUCAAGUCGGGCUUCCUCUCCGAGAUCAGCAGCCUCAAGGCGUCGCUCAGCGGCAAGGAGGCCGAGGUGUCGUCGCUCAAGUCGGCCGUGGGCGACGCCGAGAAGCGGGUGGGCGAGUGCCUGGAGCAGCUGCGCGAAUCGAGCGGCGAGCGCGAGGCGCUCGCGGCGGAGCGCGAGGGCUGGGAGCGGCGCGGGCGCGAGAUGGAGGCGGUGCUGCGCAAGGUCAAGGGGGAGAUUGUGCUGGGCCACCGCGAGCGCGAGGAGCUCGAGGCCAAGCUCGACGAGGCCGACAAGAGGCGCGAGGCCGCCGAGAUGAUGGCCCAGGAGGCCGAGAGCAAGAUGGCCGGCAUGCGCGCGGGUAAGGCCAGCGCCGAAGCCGCGGCCGCGGCGGGGGGUUCGUCGACGCCGGACAGGAUCAGGAGCCCCGGCGCGGCCGGCGGGUCCAACAAGGAGGUCGAGAUCGCGGUCGAGAGGGUGGCGCGGGAGCUGCACGCGCUGUACAAGGGCAAGCAUGAGACCAAGGUGGCGGCGCUCAAGAAGAGCUACGAGAACAGGUGGGAGAAGAAGGUGCGCGAGCUCGAGGCGCGGGUGGAGGAGCUGGCGCGCGAGAACGAGGAGCUCCGGCUCGGGCGCGACGCCACCAUGACGCGGGUCGACCCGGCCCGGCUGAUGGAGCUGGAGGGGGAGCUCAAGGCCGACCGGGCGCGCGACGCGGCGCAGAUCAGGGAGCUCGAGGCCGAGGUGGAGAAGCUCGAGGCCAUGGCCGGUACGGUCAGGCGCGACAACGCCGACCUGCGCCGCAUGCUGGAGAAGGAGCGCGUCGAGAAGGGCGAGCUCGUCAUCCUCGCCGAGGAGAUGAUGAGCAUCCAGCAGCAACAGAGCUUCGCCGCGAACACCAACGCCGCGGCGGCGGCGGCAGCAGCAGCCGCCGCCGCGGACGCCGACGACGACGACUGCGAUGUCGCGAUAGCCGCGGCGACGGCUGCGAACGCGAGCACCAGGCGGCCGGCGCGGACCUCGCUGUCUUCCUCCUCCUCUACCUCCACCUCCUCCGGUGCGCGGGUUCCCCCCUCGCCCGCGCGGUCGGCGGCGGGCGGCGGGGAGGGCGGUAGCUUCAGGAACAGCAUGUCCGGGCGGCCGUCGGGCCUGCGGGCGCCCGGUGGGAUACCCAGCGGGCUGGCGCGGGCAGCGGGGGAGAGCCGGAUCGGGAGGAUGGCGCAGCACGAGAGGACGAGGAGCUCGGGGUCCGGGACCGGGGGCGGGUCGGCGAGGCCGGGCAGCGGGAUGGGUGUGAGGAGCGGGAUUAUGAGCUCGAUUGAGAAGAUGGGUAGCUAUCGGAGGGGAGAGUGAAGGGUUGUUCAUCUUUUCUUCCUCUUCUUCUUGAUUUGGGACGGUGCCCCUCUCUCAUGGCAUUUGUGGUCUUGGGACGGGGGCGCGAGGAAGAAGAGGAAGGGGUUGACACUGCCGGUAUCCUUGGUUACCCUCAUUCGGCCUCGUGGGACCUUGGAUGUCGUUCAGACUCUUCCCCGAGUUUUGUUCUUUUUUCCUCUUCCUUUUCUGAUUGCAUGAUGUUUUACUGUUUCUGUUUGGGAUCAAGGAGCCUGACAUCAAGAGGCGUACGAGUAAUGCUGUUAUGUCGAAUUUAUUCAUCUGAUAGGAAGUCUAGUGUCUGUAGCCAGCUUGACGACCUAAUGGCAAGAUGACUCUACUCAUAGCCUCGGUUUGAGUUUGGGAUACCUCCUUUCUGCUAUGGGGGCCAGGGUGUGAGUAUGCUACUAGACUAUGG